CCGCGAUGAUUGGCCGCUGCACGCAGCGCCUCAGCCUCCUUGAAUGAGAAACAGGGGUAACCAGGCAACUUCAGAGCUGCAAAGAGAGAGAGAGAGAGAGAGGGAGAGAGAACGACAGAGGGAGAGGGAGCGGUAGGAAAGAACAACAUCGAGCUUUACGGACAUUUCGAUUCGGGCAGUAAAUUAGUUUUAAAAGAGCGCGCUAAUGUGAUUCCACCUUGUGUGCCCGGUAAAUGGAAUUAACAAAUGGAUUUUCUUCUACACGCUCUCUGCAUGCUCUUCACUUGGCGCGCUCACAUGAAAGGGACGCAGAUAUGGAUUAAAACGCAUACAUGGGACACGCCGCUGGGAAAAAGGUCAGGACCGCACCGAGACGGGGCUUAUUAAGCGUUUCCGGGGAGAUGGCGUUCGCUACAAGGCCAAGCUGAUCGGGAUUGAUGAGGUGACGGCAGCACGCGGGGACAAGCUGUGCCAAGACUCCAUGAUGAAGCUCAAGGGCAUGGCUUCCACGGCACGCUCCAAAGGGGAGCACAAGCAGAGGAUCUUCUUGACCGUCUCAUUUGGAGGGAUCAAGAUUUACUGUGAAAGAUCGGGGGUACUCCAGCAUCAGCAUUCGGUCCAUGAAAUUAGCUACAUUGCCAAGGACACCAGGGACCACCGGGCCUUCGGUUACGUGUGUGGAAAGGAGGGCCACCACAGGUUUGUCGCCAUUAAGACCGCCCAGUCGGCGGAGCCUCUCAUCAUUGACCUGCGUGACCUCUUUACCCUCAUCUACGACAUUAAGCAACGGGAGGAAAUGGAGAAAAAGGCCCAGAAGGACAAACAUUGCGAGCAGGCCGUCUACCAGACCAUCUUGGAGGACGAAGCAGACGAUCCCGUUUACCAGUACAUAGUGUUUGAGGCUGGACACGAACCCCUCCAUGGCCCCCAGUCAGAAGAGAGCGUUUAUCAGGUCCCAACCAGUCAGCAGAAGGAAGGGAUCUAUGAUGUCCCCAAACGCCAUUUCAUGACUAAUAUCAACCACUUCGACCUUUUCGGCGACAUGUCCACUCCUCCUUCGAUGCCCCCUUCACCUGCCAACACACUGGACCCGAGCAGGAGCGGCCGCCAGCAACAGCAGCAGCAGCAGCAGCAGCAACAGCCGCCGCCCAAUCCUGCCGAGAUGUAUGCCCCCUUCAGCCCCACCUCUGUGCCAUCAGGUUAUAUGACCAUGGGCCCCGUGCAGACGUCCCAGUGGGCCCAGCAGCCGUUUCCUGGCCAGGCUCAGACUCUCGCCUUCCCCGUGCAGGGGCCCUUGCAAGUGGCCCAAGUGCUGCCCGGAGGUCAGCCCCUCAUCUGGAGCCAGGCCAACAUUUUCCGAGCCACCCAGCAGCAAUGGGCGGCCAUGGCGGCGUACAUGCCGGCCCAGACUGUGGGGGUGGGGGGGCACGCCAUCCCGGCAGCCGUGCUCCAAGGCUUGGUGCCCAUUACCACCGUGUGCCCCCAAGCCCGCGACCCGUCCGCCCCCUCCUCGGCCAUCGCCAGCCCGCAGCACACGGCCGACCCCGCUCCGCUUCAGAGGCGGCUCAGCCUGGCGAAAGACGGCCUGGGUGUGGACUUGGAUGCGGGGGAGGGCCCGUCGACAUCGGGGGCGGGGCCCAGUGGGGUAUCGGUGAGCAGGUGCGCCACGCCGGGCCUGGUGGGCGUCAACAACAGCGCCGCCUGCAGUCGGCCAGUGUCGCCACCUGCUACCGCCGCAUUGGAAGAUGAAGGCAGUGACCUUGAUCUGUCCCGGAUGACCUUGAGCCCUGCAUCCACUCCGGCGCCUCAACAGAGCUCUUCAUCCGACUGCCCCCCGGGCCAAGUGAACACCAUCCCCACAGACCACCCCCAUGUCGAGCCCGUGGGCGACUCCACCCUUGCCAAGGACGAGCAAUCGGACUCCGCUGUCCCGAGGCCAUCCUCUCCAUUGGCCGGUGUAGCUAGCGAUCCAUCUGAGGAUCAGGCGUGUCCACGGGAAGACAGCUAGAGAACAUCAGAGAAACGGAAGACGCGAAGGUCAAAACUGAAGCUCGAAAGAACUGAAAGAAAAGAGGAAUGGAUGGCUACGACUCAAUUCGAAGGGAUUACAAAAUUGUAACUGUAUUUUUUGUUUUGUUUCGUUUCGUUCUUGUUUACGGCUUGACGUCAAAACGAGCCGGCCGCCUAAUGACCUCCUCACGAUGGCCAGGAGCCCUGUGGCGCUCUCACCCAAUCAAGUAACCUUUCAGCCAGGAAGUGACCUUUCAUCUUCGCCCUGAAAGCGCAAACGGGAGCAAACUGCACUUAUGUCUCUGAUGACAACUCAGACGGCUCACUAAUAAAUCUUUUUUUUUUUUCCAAGAGGAGCAGCGUUCUUAAUGUUUGACCUUCACUCUGUGGACCGCCACCAGCAAGGACCGUGAGAAGAACUGUGCACUGAUGGAUGACGUUUUCAUGGUGUCACCACGUCAGUCCAUUCAUCCGUUUGCAUGAACAAACUUUCAUGUGGAAUUUAGCAGGCUGAGCUGUGGAGAAAGAGGCCAGGUGGGGUGUGGGGGGGCUUUGCAACUUUCUUUCAGGUCAGAAACACAUCAACAGCAUUUUGAGUUUAUUAGUCAGACCGUUCUUGGGAAGAAAAAAAAAUCAACAAAAACGCAUUACGCGUCAAUGUCCAAAUCAAAAUUUCCAAACUCUUUAUUUUGUAGAGAAAAAAAGAUCGCCCCAGCGCCCAGUGGUUAGCCUCUGUGCCAUCCCAUAACGCUCAGUGCACCUCAGCCUUUGACAUCUGGGUGUUUGUUUUUGCUCUUUUGCUGCCAUUUUUCUUUUUUUUUCUUCUGAAAAUGUCUUUAUGUUUGGUUGGUGAGAUAUAAAGUGUAAAUCUGUGUUUUAUGCUCGAUCGAAAUACGGCCUGCUGUACCUGUCUCACUCGUGUUCAGAAAGAAGGGAGGGGUCGUGCACUUGGAAAACAAUGGCGUGAGUCUCGAGGUCUCCUCUUUCGAAAGUCGCAGGCAUUUUUUUUUUGACUGACUCCUGUACGUCUCUUUGUUGUUUUCAUCUUCUGCUUUUUGGAAACACUGUAUGUCCAACCCCCCCACUGGAUCAAACCGCAGAAUUCUUUUUAAAAUUUAUAUCAAUCAAUAGAAAUAUCGCUAUCAACCGCUAGAGUUACAAUUUAAAAUCUGUACCCCCCUUGCUUGUGUAAGAAAACAUGAAAUAGUCCAAAAUAUUUUGUAAAUUUUAUUUAUGGAUUUAAGAAAUAUGAAAAAAAAGGGACUUUUGUAUCGAUUCCCCCCCCCCAUACACUGUACCUGUGCCACUGUUAAGUCACAAAUAAAAGAAAAUGUGAUUGCCAAUGUACUUCA
Messenger RNA from Hippocampus zosterae (dwarf seahorse), 3362 nucleotides. RefSeq names its product DAB adaptor protein 1b (gene dab1b). The transcript has 14 exons. Bases 482 to 2008 code for a protein of 508 amino acids. NCBI's taxonomy places the organism in Eukaryota, Metazoa, Chordata, Actinopteri, Syngnathiformes, Syngnathidae. The record is from RefSeq and is a predicted model, not a curated record. Gene Ontology annotation, biological process: lateral motor column neuron migration; ventral spinal cord development.